Molecule: messenger RNA, 5044 nt
Organism: Mobula hypostoma (lesser devil ray)
Lineage: Eukaryota; Metazoa; Chordata; Chondrichthyes; Myliobatiformes; Myliobatidae
Gene: ipo13b
Product: importin 13b
Exons: 19
Coding region: 587-3310 (907 amino acids)
Biological process (GO): protein import into nucleus
Cellular component (GO): cytoplasm
Molecular function (GO): small GTPase binding
Source: RefSeq, a predicted model, not a curated record
UAACACUGAAAUCUGAUAUCGUUGCACUGUUUCAUAAGGUCGACUGAUAGCUGUGUUAUGAGAAGUGAUAAAAACUUGUUACAGAAUAUAGUAAACAAGCUUCAUUCAUUGAUUUGUUUAAAAGGUCAUUUAAAGCCGGCGGUUUCACGGCCUCCUGGAAGUGGCAAGGACUCGCGGACCUGUCACUGGAGGCCUGCGGUGUCUGCAAGAAAUCUGGAGCGGGAGCGACGCCGUCUGAGCAGCUCCGAGUCUCCCGAGCACCGCCAUCAUUAUCGUUAAUGUGUGCGUGAGGUUUUUAAAGGUGAAAGAUGAGUCGCUCUCUUUCAAUUUAGCGUAAAGUGGGAACGGGUGAUCGAGGUUGUGAGGACGAGGAGGCGGACACAAAGGAGAUUGGAGAGGCUGCUUGAGCUGUUAUCCGAGUUGGAGGGAAGCGAGAGCUGGAACAGGGUCAUCCUGACUGUCAUCAACCCCUCCCCUUCUCUAACCCCUCCAUCUCCAUCUCCAUCUCUACAGGGCUAUUUCUAAACUGAAGAAAGAGAGAGAGCGAGCAACAAUAGUGAUAUUUUUCUUUCAUAGACCGGUUACAAUGGAUCGUGAAAGAGGAGAGAGCGAGGAUAAUUUGGAUUAUUCAGUUGCAAAUGUAGAAAAGGCAUUGCAUCAGUUGUACUAUGAUCCGAACAUUGAUAAUAAGAAUUUGGCUCAGAAAUGGCUGAUGCAGGCACAGGUCUCUCCUCAAGCUUGGCAAUUUAGCUGGGCACUGCUCAGUCCAAAUAAAGUCCCUGAAAUUCAAUACUUUGGAGCCAGUGCUCUCCAUAUCAAGAUCUCUCGAUACUGGAAUGAUAUACCCUCAGAUCAAUAUGAGAGUUUGAAAUCCCAACUUUUUAAUCAGAUUGCAUGUUUUGCCUCUGGCUCCAAGAUUGUGCUCACCAGACUAUGUGUGGCAUUAGCAUCACUGGCACUCAACAUGAUGCCUGAAAGAUGGCCAAAUGCAGUUGGUGACAUGGUGAAGAUGUUCCAGACUGAAAGUUCAGAUGUGGAUGGCAAAGCUCGAUGUAUGGCUUUGCUGGAACUAUUAACUGUCCUUCCUGAAGAGUUCCAAACAAGCCGUCUGCCUCAGUAUCGGAAAGGUGAAGUACGAAAUGCUCUGGCACAAGAGUCUGGUGCUGUCUUUCCUCUUCUUCAACAGUUGCUACAGACAGAUUCCCCUGUGUUCAUCAGCCAGAAGGCUCUUAAGUGCUUCUCAAGCUGGGUGCAACUGGACAUUCCUCUUCUGGAUUGUGAAUCUUUGAUGCAGGCUUCAUUUUCAUCACUACAAAAUGCUGAACUCUUUGACACAGCAGUUGAAGCUCUUGUCAAUGCUAUUUCCCAACCUGAUGCUCAAAGAUAUGUAAACACGUUACUAAAGCUGAUCCCACAAGUCUUGCAGCUGCAGGAGCAGCUGAGACAAGCUGUCCAAAAUGGAGAUAUGGAAACAUCACAUGGCAUCUGCAGAAUCGCUGUGGCACUUGGAGAAAAUCACUCAAGAACGUUGUUGGAGCAAGUAGAACACUGGCAGACCUUUCUUGCACUUGUCAACAUGAUCAUGUUUUGUACAGGAAUACCAGGUCACUACCCAGUGAAUGAAACUACCAGCUCUUUAACCCUUACCUUCUGGUAUACUCUGCAGGAUGAUAUAAUGUCAUUUGAAGCUGAGAAGCAGGUUGUGUAUCUACAAGUUUAUCGUCCUGUGUACUUUCAAUUAGUUGAUGUUCUGCUCCACAAAGCUCAGUUCCCUUCAGAUGAAGAAUAUUCCUCUUGGUCUUCUGAUGAAAAAGAACAAUUUAGAAUAUACAGAGUUGAUAUCUCUGACACUCUGAUGUAUGUAUACGAAAUGCUGGGAGCUGAACUGCUAAGUAAUCUGUAUGAUAAAUUAGGAAGACUUUUAACUAACUCUGAGCAACCAACGUCAUGGCAGCACAUUGAAGCCUGUUUGUAUGGGUUUCAAUCAAUUGCGGAAACCAAUGAUGUCAACUAUUCUGACGUAAUUCCAGGAUUGAUUGGUCUUAUCCCACGGAUAAACAUCAGCAAUGUGCAGUUAGCUGACACAGUAAUGUUUACAAUAGGUGCACUAGCCGAAUGGCUGGCUGACCACCCUGUGAUGAUCAACAGUGUAUUACCACUGGUACUGCAUGCUUUGGGCAACCCAGAGCUUUCCAUAUCCAGUGUUUCCACGCUGAAGAAGAUCUGUAGAGAAUGCAAGUAUGACCUACCUCCCUAUGCUGCUAAUAUUGUGGCUGUUUCUCAGGAAGUUUUAAUGAAACAAAUUCAUAAGACAAGUCAGUGUAUGUGGCUGAUGCAGGCACUGGGAUUCCUGCUCUCUGCUCUUCAGGUGGAGGAAAUCCUUAGGAACCUGCACUCCCUCAUCAGCCCUUACAUCCAGCAACUGGAGAAACUUGCUGAAGAGCCGGUUGUGGUGGUUCUCCAACAAGUCUUCCAACUAAUACAGAAAGUUCUGUCUAAAUGGCUGAAUGAUGCUCAGGUUGUUGAGGCUGUUUGCGCAAUCUUCGAAAAGUCUGUGAAAACUCUUCUGGAUGAUUUUGCUCCGAUGAUCCCACAGCUUUCAGAAAUGCUGGGUCAGAUGUACAGUACUAUUCCACAGGCAUCUGCAUUGGAACUAACACGCCAGCUAGUGCACAUAUUUGCCACUGAUUCAACUCAUUUUGUCCCAGUAAAGGCUCUGUUCCUCCUUGUCACUUCUGUGACCCUCUCAAUCUUCCAACAAGGACCCAGGGAUCAUCCUGAUAUUGUUGAUUCAUUUAUGCAACUCCUGGCACAGGCUCUCAAAAGGAAGCCAGAUUUAUUUUUAGCAGAGAACUGUGAUGUGAAGGCAUUGUUUCAGUGCGGCAUUAUCUCGUUGAAAUUUCCAGAGGCUCCAACAGUCAAAGCAACAUGUACAUUCUUUACUGAGCUACUGUCACGUUGUCGGGAGAUACAGCCGAUUGGCUUAGUCGUCCAUGAGAAUGGAAAGCUGUUGCUGCAGGCUACUCUAGAAGCUAUUGGUGGCCAAGCCCCGAGGAAUCUAAUGGAUCAUUUUGCUGAGAUACUGUUUGCUUUGAACAAGCAUUGUGUUACCUACUUGAGCAUUUGGUUAAAGGAAGUGAUGCAGCAACAGAAUUUUCCAUCAAGUCGCCUUACUCAGAUACAAAAAGAAACAUUUAGUCAACAAAUUUUAAGAGAUCGAGUAAAUAAGAGAAGAGUAAAGGACAUUGUUAAGGAGUUCACAUUACUGUGCAGGGGUCUUCACGGCACAGAGUAUGCAGCCGAGUACUGAAGCUGAGUAUUUAUGUUGAAGUGUCACUCCUUACUAGCAUGCUUCCUGCAUUCUCAACACGUUUGCACCGUUUCCUUCUGUAAAAAUGCAUUCUAGUGUAAAAGAUGUGUUUUUAAAGCAUCAAAUAAGCUUGUGUUUGCACCACACGAUUUGAGAAAAGAAUACCUGCUCUCAUACGUAGCCAUAUUAUGAGGCAUUUUUUUAAAGUGACCAGUCAUAGGACUGGGUCAUUUAAUAGAGGGAAAUGUGCCGGGGAACUUAUGGCAUAAGCUGCCCCUGACUUGUAAGUAAUUUGUGUACAUGUUUUGUGUCAUAAUUAAAGCUUUAUGGAAGCAAUAUAACUUGCUGCUGGAGUCCUGUGAUUUUUGGCACUUUGUAAACACAACAAUAUUUUUUUGAGGGAGCUAAUCCCAGAUGAUUCAACUGUGGAAUAUUACUGGUGAUGCUGCUACAAUGUCUCAAACCAUUUUAAACAAAUUUAGAAUUUUAGUUUAUUUUUUCAUUUUAAUUUAAUUAUGGAUGUGAUGUGGAUUCCUGUUGUAAUGUAAAAGUUGAGGAUGGUGCAACAAUCUGAGAGUUUAAAACAUUAUUUGCAACUGUAACAAUAGCUAUUUGAGUUUCAAAACUUUAUACGCUAACUCAAAAGAAGCUCACUGGAGAAAUUUAAUGGAACUUGCAGUCAUCCAAUCUGAGAGAGAGAUUGAUUUGGCCUAGGUAAAGGAUCUGAUAGAUCCCACAAUAGGGAUAAUUAAAUCAAUAAACUGACAAAAAGCAGCAAAACUGCUAAAGCUUUGAGGCUCUGAAAGCUUUGUUACAGCCCUAUUUCAUUUUGCAUCUUUUAAACCUUUGUAAUGUACAGUACAUUCUCUGUGCUACUUUCUGUCAGAAAGGGUAUCAUCUUGAUGUAACUCCAAGCUAUACUUGUGUUCAUGUAACUUAUUUACCUGUUCUAGAUUUUCUAGAAGAUCCACAAAAACAUGGUAUCUAAUAUAGUCUGGAAAUAAUAUAGGAAGCCCACUAGUGAAAUCUUGAUGAGAAAUUACACUGCAGCCAAUUUGUUUUCUAUUGUGAAAUAAAGCUUCACUUAAAAAUGUGUGACUUUUUUUUCCUCCCCAUGUUUUCUUUAGCUCAAAUAAUCAUUGUGGUUCAGACAGAAAUAUAUCUUUUAACAUUUUCACCAAUUGACUUGUAAAGAGAUAUUGUGAAAUAUACACUUAUAUGCAGAUACCAUAGUCUGUAAUAAAGUAUCAUAAAGUUGAGAUGCUCUGAUUUAAAGCUGAACUGGGAUAAUGUUCGUUUGUAAAACCAGGUUUUAAGAAUCAUUAAGAAAUAACUUGCAUUAAUAAAAUGCCUAACAAGACAUCAGAAUGUUCAAAACUAUUUAAGAAUGAAGACCUGUUUGGUGAGUGGUCAGUGUGCUGGAGAGUGAUGUUUGUUUUGUGCACAACUAGAUCCUGUACAGGAAAGAUAAGUGACUAUUGAAGUGCCUUUGUUUGUGUUCGGUAAGGAUUAAAUACUGCUUGGGUCACUGGCAAUAGUCUCUGAUAUUUUUGAGUAGCUAUGUGGAAUCCUUAUUUUGUUCACUUGGAUGUAGAUGAGUAGACAGAGGAAUAGGAAAUGGAACUUAAUUUUAAUUUUUUUUUUAACUUAUUAAGUGAGGUACUGCGCAGAAUAGACCUUCCAGUCCUUUAAGGCAAGCCACCUUGCAUUUCCCCUAAUUUAAUCCUAGCCUAU